UCCGCCGAGAAGGCGACGCAGCGCUGCCCAAGAUGGUGGCGGCGGGGCUGUGCCUGUGUGGGCUCCUCAGAUUGCUGUGCUCAUUGUUACUCCCUGCAUUAUUUCUAAGUGGAAUUUUGUGCAUCUGCUUGGUGGUACUGCUGUGGGGAGUGCGACUGUGGUUACAAAGGAAGAAACAGUUGAGCUCAGCAGGAGGAGAUGGGAAGCGGCCACUGCUGGUGGCCUUUUUUCACCCGUAUUGCAACGCAGGAGGUGGAGGGGAGAGAGUCUUGUGGUGUGCCAUAAGAACACUACAGAAGAAGUACAGGAAUGUAACGUGUGUUGUUUACACUGGUGAUAGAGAUGCCACUGGAGAAGAAAUAAUUGAAGGCGCUUUCAGAAGAUUCAAUAUUAAGUUAAUUCAUCCUGUGAAGUUUGUAUUUCUAAAAAAACGUUUCCUUGUGGAAGCUUCUCUUUAUCCUCACUUCACUUUGCUGGGACAAAGUUUAGGAUCGGUGUUCCUUGGCUGGGAAGCUCUUCUAAAGUGCGUUCCUGAUGUUUAUAUUGACUCAAUGGGUUAUGCCUUCACAAUUCCCCUCUUCAAAUACCUAGGAGGUUGUCGUGUUGGAUGCUACGUCCAUUACCCCACUAUCAGCACUGAUAUGCUCUCUGUCGUGAGGAAUCAGGAUACCAGGUUUAACAAUGCUGCCUUCAUUACAAGCAGCCCUCUCUUCAGCAAAUUUAAACUUGUCUACUACUACUUCUUUGCUUUCAUGUACGGCUUGGUUGGUUCCUGCAGUGAUGUGGUAAUGGUGAAUUCUUCUUGGACACUGAAUCACAUCCUUUCCCUCUGGAGAGCUGGGGCAUGCACCAGUGUUGUGUAUCCACCAUGCGAUGUUCAGACUUUCCUGGAUAUUCCACUGGAAGUGGAAAAGAGUACCAGUGAAUAUUCCAUUGUUUCUGUCAGCCAGUUCAGGCCUGAAAAAGAUCAUCCUUUGCAAAUCAGAGCCUUUGCUAAAUUGCUGAAAGAGAAAAGAGUGGGGCAGCAGCCAUCACUGAAGCUGAUUUUAAUUGGUGGCUGUCGUAACCAGCAAGAUGAAGAGCGUGUAAAUAAGCUGAAAUGUCUGUGUGAAGAGCUGGGAGUUGGUGAUGAUGUGCUGUUCAGGAUUAACAUUCCUUUUGAGGAGCUGAAGAGACACCUGGCCAAGGCCACCAUUGGCCUGCACACCAUGUGGAAUGAGCACUUUGGGAUUGGCGUAGUUGAAUGUAUGGCAGCUGGCACAGUUAUCCUGGCUCACAAUUCUGGUGGCCCCAAACUGGACAUCGUGGUACCCCAUGAAGGACAUGUUACUGGCUUCCUAGCAGAAGAUGAGGACAGUUAUGCAGAGACAAUGGCUUUUAUCUUUUCUUUGCCUCCUGAGAAAAGACUGCAGAUCAGAGAAAACGCUCGUCGCUCUGUGCACAGAUUUUCUGACCAGCAUUUUGAAGACACAUUCCUGUUAUCUGUGGAGCCGUUAUUUAAAUAAGUGUAUAUAAGUAAAAAUGAACAUGAGUAAAAUUAACUUUUUAUAUUUGACUGUGUGGCACGUGUAAAUAUAUCUAAGCUAUGAUCCCUUGGUUCCAUUAAAUAAAAAGGUUUUUUCUUUCU
Molecule: messenger RNA, 1627 nt
Organism: Pseudopodoces humilis (Tibetan ground-tit)
Lineage: Eukaryota; Metazoa; Chordata; Aves; Passeriformes; Paridae
Gene: ALG11
Product: ALG11 alpha-1,2-mannosyltransferase
Biological process (GO): dolichol-linked oligosaccharide biosynthetic process; protein N-linked glycosylation
Cellular component (GO): endoplasmic reticulum membrane
Molecular function (GO): GDP-Man:Man(3)GlcNAc(2)-PP-Dol alpha-1,2-mannosyltransferase activity
Source: RefSeq, a predicted model, not a curated record